CAGUCUCUCUGCACUCUCCUCUACCUCACCCAAGCACAGUAACAUAUUGCAAGCGCUUCAAAGACUUUGGAGAGGCUUCAAAACAGUCAGAUGGGAAGCUUGGGACAGGCUUUUGUCCAUGCUGUCCUCUGUUCUUCAGUUUCACUGAACUUUACAGCUGGUGGUCGUGUCCUCUGGGAGCAGCCACAUGCAUGCAGCCAGGUGUUUAGAAGUCAGUCUGCUGUAACCGAUGACAGACGCGCUGGGGAUAGUAGCUCAGUUAAAGCCUGAAUCUGUAAGUCCCAUUAAAGCUACUGUGCGUCAUGCUGUCCCUUUAAAGUCAUGCCAAUUCUUCCCUCCAUUCAUUGAAAAUGCACUUUUGAUAUAUCGGGUAAGGAUACAAGUAUAGGAACAAUGUUUCACACUUAUUAAAGACUGUGUGCAUAUGUCUGAAGAUACAAGCCCAAAGUUGAGUAGUUAUGUCCCCUUCUCUCAGCACAUGCUUGCAAACAGUUACAAACGAAUGUAUAACUGCACAAAUCACCACUGACUGCGGAACUGUGAGUUUACAAUAUGUUGUUACAAAUAUGAGUUAUUAGUGUACUGUUACAUAUGUUAGUCAUAAAAAUGAUGUGGUUUUACCCAAGAAGGACAUUUUCUGGGAUCGGAAUCCUCCUUUGUUGGUCCUGGAACAGAAAUCAUAGCCCUAAACAUAACCUACCCCUAUAAUCAGAGAGAAAUGAUUGGUUGAUAAGAAUGUUGUUAAAGUCCAUAAGCCUAACUCUAAACAUAACACUAAAAUCUGAUUGGUUGAUAGCAAUGUUGUUGCAGGACAAACAAGAAUGUUGAUCCUCAAAAUAAAUAAAUAAAUUCUAUGUGGGUAAAUCAGUUAUGCAUCCUCAUGUGGCUCAUUAGACUUUGCAUUCUAAGUGUUUCCUUACAACUGACACUCACUCGCACUGAGGUCAAAAGAGUGCAUAUAGUGAACCACUAUCUGUUUUAGGUACAUUUUUAAAGUUGGUAUUUAUUAAUUCAUGAUCUCAACACGUCUUCUCAAGAUGGUGGCUAGCAUGAAGUUGGACCUGCUGUUUAUAGAUUAAAAUCUUUUCUAGACCACCGAUAUGAAUGGAGUCUUCUGCUGCAUUCAUGUUGUGUCAGAAUUUACUGCAAUUACAAGAUGAUAACUCAGCACUUCUACUCUGAGCUGUUUACGUCCUCUGACUCAGAGAUUAUUGAGGCAAUGUACACAAUGGCAAAAUGGAUCCAACAUGUAAGGGUUUGACAGCAAUAUGAUAAUGACAGCAAAAUAUUUACCGUAAUCCCUGCUGUACAGAAAUUCAGGACAAACUUUGAUGUUGGAUUGACAAAGCCUUGACUGAAAGCUCAAAAUACUUUUUAAGUACAACAUUUAAAGAUUUCAUGGCCUCUACACUCAAACAAUGUCAGAUAAACAGAAAGAUGUUAGUUUUGACAGUUGGAGUUUGAAAUCACAAACAUUCUGUGCAGCAUUAAAAUGGACCCAAAAGUAUCAUAACAGUAAUCCAUGCGGCACUUGCACCAUAUUCCAAGACUUCUGAAGGCAUACGAUAUGUUGUGGUGCACUCAUGAAUGCACAGUGGUCGUCAAUAGGGUUGAGUGAUAUGACGAUAUAUAUCGUGGCGACAAUAUAAAGUGUCAAUCGAUGGAGAUUUUGCUAUAUCGUGAUAUACUGUAUAAAUAUCCAUGUGCGCAGUGGGGCGAGCCGGCCAAACACAAGUCAGUGUCACCCCUGGCAACCACUAUCAGCACUCGAAUGAGAAAAUUGGAGCACACCUGAUGCCAAUCCUGGCAUUUGAUCAGCCAGAGUAUAAACAGAGUCUGGGCAGAGGGAAGAGGACACAACGAAAACGCCUCAACCCAGAGACUAAUGUUUUGUAUGUUCUUCCAACAGAUAUAGAGUGAAACCUGUAUAGAGGCAUUAAAAUAUGGUUAUUUAAUAUAUUAUGAUGUCACAAAGGUGAAGUGGGUGAAUACAAUUAAUAAAAUACUUCUCAGAGUUACUAAGUUUGUAAAAUAAUUAUGGUAAUUCAAACAAAAUGUGAGUGUUCAUAUACAUAAAUAUAACCAUAUUUGUCAAAAGUACUAAUUAACGAUGUAAUUCUCCCUGAAUUUCUGCCCAACAAACGUCACUGGCCCUUUAAGACAGUGUCCCAGAGUUCUUUGCUUUUGCUAAAAGUAAACAAACCCGGACACUGGAUUUGAAUGAAAGUGUUACUGUAACUUUAACUCGAUAUUCGUCAAUACACUACAGCGAUUAAAUACAUUAGAGACAGUAGAUGCUUUUAACUGUUUGUUUUCUCAAGACUUAAGUUAAACGUAUUCAAAACAACAUGCACCUUUGCGAAAUGUAGCAUUUUGCUAAUUGACCUACUAUGAAAGCUACACAUAGUGGCCUUUGCACUUAUUCAUUACUACAUCUUGAAAACGACAUACUUUAUAUGUACACAAAUUGAAAGCCCAUAAAAUAUCUGCUCAAGAUAUAGUCUCUAAUUUGGCUGUUUUGUUCGGAGUUUGAUAUAUAUCUAUAAUGACAACACGGAAGAGAAAGAGGUCAUUAUUACCAAAUUCAGAGUCUGUCCUCAAUCAAACUGAUGGUGAUGUACUUUUCAAGAGACUCAUAAAGUCUCAGUCGCACACUUCCUCGAGGACUGUCCAUCAAAGUGUGUCGAAAGAUCAGCAUCUCAGCCCUUAUUUCUCAGUGAAAGAUGCUGUCAGGCUGGGUUACAUCUUUUUCAAUCAGCCCUGUGCUGAUUUGGCAAAAGCCUUUCUCGGUAAGGUGUUGGUGAGAAAGCUAUCCGAUGGCACUGAGCUCAGAGGAAGGGUUGUGGAAACUGAGGCAUAUUUAGGUGGGGAGGACAAGGCGUCCCACUCAGCAGGGGGUAAGCGCACAGAGAGGAACACUGCUAUGUUCAUGGAGCCUGGAACCAUAUACGUCUAUCCUAUCUACGGCAUCUACCUCUGCAUGAACGUCUCAAGUCAAGGGGAAGGGGCGGCAGUGCUUUUGCGCUCAUUGGAACCUUUGAACGGUCAGGACGUCAUGAGGGGGCUGCGAGCAGCCAAACGCAAGGAAGGAGCUAAAACCCUUAAGGACAAAGAGCUCUGCAAUGGCCCGUCCAAGUUGUGCCAAGCACUAGAUAUACAACGCUGCUUUGACCGCAGAGAUCUGGCCACUGACAGUGAGUUGUGGCUUGAAAGGGACCCAGAGAGCGAGACAGUUAAUGCAGGAGAGGUGGUGUCGGCCCCCCGGAUCGGAGUUGAUUCUCAUGGGGAAUGGGCCAUCAAACCCCUGCGCUUCUACCUCAAAGGCCACCCAUGUGUGAGUGUAGUGAACAGAGAUGCAGAACGUCAGAUGCACUCACAAUCCUGCACCCCUUCGUCUGUUCUGGGCCCCCAAAGAUUAACACGGGAAGGAGAGUCUGCUGAAAACUUUGCUGUUCAGUGAUGAAAAUUCUCUCAUCAUUUCCUCACCAUCAAGUCCUUCCAAACCUGUAUGACUUUCUUUCUACCAUGGCAUAAAAAAGGUAGAUGUCAGACAGAACGUUGGGAACUGAUCAGUCACCAUUCACUUGCACUGUAUAGAAAAAAAAAUUAUAUUGAAUUCUGACUCAGGCUUUCAGUCCUUAUGUUCUGCCUAAAGGUACCAGUAUACUUAAUGCUUUUCCGAUCAGAUUGCGCCCGGUCGACUGCAUUGCCUUUCAAUGUAUACUCUUUUCAUCGCGAGCCAGAACAACCACAUUUGACGUAUGCGCACUUCGACUGUUUUGUGAUACUCUUUUAGUACAGUCAAUGACUAGCACGUGCCGAUGAUGCGCACAGAGGACUGUCUGCGUGCGGACCAGAUUUUUCCGACACGCAGACAGUCCUCUGUGCACAUCAUCGGCGCAGACUGUGUUGAUGACAAAAUUUGCAUCAUGCACACUGUGCAUGGAAUGAUCUGCAACACGGACAACCAAAGUAUACUUUUGCCUUUACAUUCUAUGGAAGAAAGUCAAUCAUAUAGGUUUGGAAAAACAUGAGGGUGAGUAAAUGAUAACAGAAUUUAGAUUUUUGGGUGAACUAUCCCUUUAACAUGUUAACAAGUUCUGAACGUGUGGGUUUUGUAACAACUUAAAACUUCAACAAAUAGUCUUGUUAUUUCUGGAGCUCAUUGGUUUUACAGAUGUUUGGAAAACACCAAGGCAGUUACAACCUCUGUCCAACCUUUGGAAUCUCUUAUUCCUUUUCUCUUCCCUGUCGCUGAUUCUCUCCCCUAGUCUUUAGGGCAUGU
Messenger RNA from Myxocyprinus asiaticus (Chinese sucker), 4285 nucleotides. Its product is annotated as DNA-3-methyladenine glycosylase-like. Gene Ontology annotation, biological process: base-excision repair. Bases 2546 to 3460 code for a protein of 304 amino acids. NCBI's taxonomy places the organism in Eukaryota, Metazoa, Chordata, Actinopteri, Cypriniformes, Catostomidae. The record is from RefSeq and is a predicted model, not a curated record. The transcript has 3 exons. Gene Ontology annotation, molecular function: DNA binding; alkylbase DNA N-glycosylase activity.